ACAGUGAAAGGUAAAGGGAAAACGAAUGUCAAUAUUUAAUACAGAUUUAGAAUCAUUGUUGAAAUACUGCCAUCGGAUAUGGCACUCAAACAUUUUGUACUGUUAUCCAUCUGUGUAGCUGUCUUACGCAAGCAAAUUUGACUGGCGAAUGUUUUUGAGACUUGUUUGUGAAGUCAACAUGAUGGAGUCACCUCCAACAAAAGACAGGCAGACAGACCACACCCCUGGGGUGGAGGACUCUCCCCUGCCCCCCAUCACUGAGCGCCUGGCCUACCUGCGCCCCUCCAGAGAGCUGCUGGAGUUCUACAGGGGGAAGAUCGCCCAGUUUGAUGGAGAACACGAUGACCUGAUGCAGAUGCUGGAGAAGUACAGAGGCACCACAGAGGACCAGCACAAGCUGCAGUGGGAGGUGCGACAGCGUGAAGGGGAGAUAUCUGAGCUGCAGAAGGCUUUGAGUGACAUGCAGGUGUACCUCUUCCAGGAGAGGGAACAGGCGCUGCGUCUGUACGCAGAGAAUGACAGACUCAAGAUCAGAGAGCUGGAGGACAGGAAGAAAAUCCAGCACCUGUUAGCCCUGGUGGGGCCAGACACUGGGGAGAUCACCUACUUCCACCGUGACCCUCCACACAAGGUUAGCAUAGCCCAGAAGGAACUAGAGCCCAGAAUUCUGGAUCAUCGGAAGAUGGCAAAGUCAAGAACUGGAUCUGCAAAAGAGGGAAGCCGGACAUCCAGAUCAGAAGGAGUGGUGAAUGGAGGAAGCCCAGAGCAGUACAGAAGAGACAACCAGACCUUACUACUACAGGUGGAGGCGCUGCAGGCUCAGAUGGAGGAGCAGACUCGUUUGUCCAAAGAGCAGGUGGAGUCUCUGCUGGAGGACAGGAGGAUCCACGUGGAGGAGGGACAGGUCCAGCACCAGAGAGACCAGGACCGCAUCACCGUACUCACUGACAAGCUGGACCGGACCCAGAACCUGCUGUACGAGAGCACCAGGGACUUCCUACAGCUGAAGUUUGAGACGCGGGCCCACGAGAAGGGCUGGAUGGUGGAGAAGGACCGGCUGCUGCGAGAGCUGGACUCAACCCAGGACCGUCUGAGGAAAGCCAGUGAUGGUCAUGGGAGGGAGCAGCCGGGACCAGGAUCCAGAGGACACGGCAGCAGCAUGGCCCUGCUUCUAACCCAGCCCCAGCCUGACACACAGCACGUCCACAGGGAAGAGCUCAGGACAAUGCAGGAAGAGCUGAAGCAGGCCCACCGCCUGGCUGAGAUGUACAGGGAGCAGUGUGUUACCCUGGAGACAGACCUGGCUCAGAUCAGAGAGGAGGGGGACAUGGGCAGGGAGAUUUUCAAGGAUCGGUCGGACAAGAUGGCGAAGCGUCUUCAGAUGACGACCCAGCGGUACGAGGCCCUGGAGAAGAGGAGGGCCAUGGAGGUGGAGGGCUUCAAGACCGACAUCAAACACCUCCGACAGAAACUCAAAGAUGUGGAGAAACAGCUUUUCAAGGUCACCCUGAACGUGGGCCCGAAUCAGGACCUGGCCAUCCUACACGAAGUGCGUCAGACCAACGCUCGGACCAAGAAGGUCCAGGGGGAGCUGAAGACCCUGAAGGCCAAGAUCUACGGCCUGGAGAACGACCUCCGAUACAGCUGAGAUUUUUUUAAAGCCACUGGGGACCAGGGUACUGUUCAGUUGCCCACGCAACAGGAAAUGUUUUGAAACUGAAUAAUUUUGCAUUGUUGUUGGACAAUUUAACUUAGGACUCCCUACUCAUCAUGAUCCUGUAUUCCCCCUUUGACAUGCUAAGUUAGAUUUAUUUAUUUUUUGACACCUGAUGAUAGGCACAUGUGCUGCAUCUUAUAUCUAAAAUGUCUCAUGAUAUAGAUUUUUUUUGGUUUGUUUAGGUUUUAGAUGAUGUUUUAGGCCAAGGAGACCUGGGUGUGUAUGACAUUACAUUUUCUAUUACAUUGAUACAGUAAUUAAAUACAAACAGAACAAGAUAAACAAUGUGCACAUAAAAGUUCAUUUUAGACAAACUGGUUUUCCACUACUGAUUUAUCUAUUGUGUGUUGCUAUGAAAGACCGAGUGGAUGUUUCAUUUUGAUCAAUAAAGAUGUAUUUUAUGAUUAAUUGUAAUAACUAGAUUGACAAUGCAUGUUUACACGUCAAAUGCACAAGUAGGAGAACAAGAUACAUUAAACAUGUUUGAUGUUUCCUCUGAACAGAAACAGACGGCAAUAAAAAUCUCUAAAUCGAAA
This is a messenger RNA of Oncorhynchus kisutch (coho salmon), 2253 nucleotides long. RefSeq names its product coiled-coil domain containing 77 (gene ccdc77). The record is from RefSeq and is a predicted model, not a curated record. Bases 149 to 1648 code for a protein of 499 amino acids. Gene Ontology annotation, cellular component: centrosome. Lineage: Eukaryota; Metazoa; Chordata; Actinopteri; Salmoniformes; Salmonidae. The transcript is spliced from 12 exons.